Messenger RNA from Cuscuta epithymum, 442 nucleotides. The record is from the annotation of a GenBank genome assembly. NCBI's taxonomy places the organism in Eukaryota, Viridiplantae, Streptophyta, Magnoliopsida, Solanales, Convolvulaceae.
ACACACUCCUGCAGAGCAACAUGGAUACUACCUGAUGAGCUAUAUCGGGACUUUCAAAAACUAGACUUGGAGGUACGGGAUUUCGGAGAAAUAGAUCGGGAAACGCGGUUACUCGCCAUGACCGUUACCCCAUCUCUUUUCGAUGAAAUUAGAGCAGGGCAGCCUGGAGAUAUAAAGUUGGACAGAAUCCGAGCUGGUAUGACGAAUGGCUUAAACGGACCAUUCAAACUACACGAAGAUGGUAGCAUUCGACACAAAGGAAGGUGGUGUGUCCCGAUGAAAUGUGAAGAGAUUAAGAAGAAAAUCAUGGAGGAGGGGCACAACACGCCUUACUCGGUACACCCUGGAGGCGACAAACUCUAUAAAGACCUCAAAAACAAUUUUUGGUGGCCAAAGAUGAAGAAGGAGGUAGCUGAAUUCGUGGCUAGAUGCUUAAACUGCC